AUGCUGAUUCUCCUGUGUGCUGCUGCAUGUCUCGCCGAGGCGUGCGGGACAGGACCUGCAUGUGUUAACGGAGACUGCGCCUACGGGGACGGAGCACACUUCUGCCAGUGCAGGCGGGGCUGGGCGGGGGCUGCGUGCGAUGCUCCCCGUGCAGGGUUCUGCAGGGUAACUACUAAUACUGGCAAGGCGUCUACAGACAGGGCCGUCAACUACGCCUGCCUCGUGAACGGGACGGAGUGCACAGGGUCGAGCAAGUGCACCUACUACGCGGGGGCGUACUCGUGCGACCCCUGUCCCGAUGGCUUCGUGUCCUACGAGGGCGAGUGCCUGCCGAGGGGCUGCUUCAACACCGACGACUUCUCAAACCAGGAGGCAACGAAGGCCCCCUGCAACGGCCGCGGCCGCUGCCUCCUGAAGGACCCCGGGCUGGCCGGGCUGAGUGCUGACGACUACGCGUGCGACUGCUACCCGAUCUACCGCGGGGGCCUCUGCCAGUCGUGCGACGACGCCAACGCGAUCGCUACAGAAAGCUCUUCGUCUGACGCCCUCCCUACGUGCAAUGCGCGGGCCUGCCAGGACUCGGAUGGCAUCGUGUGCUCAGGCCAGGGAACGUGCACCCUCGACGUGGGCCUCGAUCGCGAAUCGUACCGCUACCGCUGCAAGUGCAAUGAUGGCUACACACGCGUUGGGCACAGGUGCGUCAGGACGGAGUGCGUGGCCACGAUUGACGGGUCCCCGGUCGUCUGCGGGGGCUUCGGGAAGUGCACAGAUGAAGGAAACAACGGGGUGUUCAGAUGUGUUUGCGAUUCGGAUGCAGUCCAGGUCGAUAAGUUUUGCACAUAUUCCGCGUGCACAGACGAGUCCCGCUCAAAGAUCUGUGGCGGAGUGGGCGCGUGUGUGCGCAAUGGCGCUGGCUAUAGUUGCGAUUGCCGAGGGCUUGCCACGGGCGACCUCUGCGAUACUUGCACUGACAAGUCUGCUAAGAUAAAUGGCACCUGUGUUCCAGUGGGGUGCCUCACUUCAAACAACCAGGAAUCAUGCAAGAACGGAGGAACAUGUGUCAAGUCCAACGGCGAGUACCACUGCCGCUGCCCGGACAUGCUCUUGCCGUCGACGGAGAGUGCACGUCCCCCGCGUGCAUGGACGAGGAACUGGGGAAGGUCUGCUCGGGGCACGGCACGUGCAAGACGGACGAUCUACGAAAUAUACAAUGCACUUGUGAUCAGGACUAUACCUACAUCGCUCCGGGGCGUUGCAUCUUGA
Messenger RNA from Giardia duodenalis, 1263 nucleotides. RefSeq lists its product as uncharacterized. Lineage: Eukaryota; Fornicata; Diplomonadida; Hexamitidae. The transcript has a single exon. The record is from RefSeq and is a predicted model, not a curated record. Bases 1 to 1263 code for a protein of 420 amino acids.